Molecule: messenger RNA, 2088 nt
Organism: Paramisgurnus dabryanus
Lineage: Eukaryota; Metazoa; Chordata; Actinopteri; Cypriniformes; Cobitidae
Gene: stx11b.1
Product: syntaxin 11b, tandem duplicate 1
Biological process (GO): intracellular protein transport; synaptic vesicle fusion to presynaptic active zone membrane; exocytosis
Cellular component (GO): presynaptic active zone membrane; synaptic vesicle; plasma membrane
Molecular function (GO): SNARE binding; SNAP receptor activity
Source: RefSeq, a predicted model, not a curated record
CACUUUGGGAACAGGUUUGGCGUCAAAGUCACGCCCUGGAACGCGCAUUCCUUCCGCACACCCAUUACCAUGACAGAUGCUCCACUGCAGUAAGGAUGAUACUGCAUCUCUAAACAUAUCGUUAAGGUCCGACUGGUGAUAGUUUGGAAAAACGAGAGAAGGUAACAUACUUGAAACCAUGAGGGACAGAUUGGAUCAUCUGCAGAACAUCUCAGAGUCCAGCAGUCAUGUGGACGAGAUGGAAUUGGAUUCUUUCAGCAAUGUGGACCUGGAAGAAGAUUUCCCCCAGCAGGCUGUCAUUUUUGACAGAAGCGAUAAGAUGGAUACUGUGCUGGAUCAGGCUCAAGAAACCAGGCGUGAGAUUCAUCUCAUCCGCCUUGAGGUUAAGCGUUUAAAGGAUCAAAACACACGAAUUCUUAGCGAACCAACUCGUACGACUCACGUAAAGCAUGAUGCCAACGUCAUCGUUGAUGGCAUCAAGACCCGUGGAGAAGACAUUCUAUCCCGCCUUCAGAAAAUGGAUGCCCAUGCCAAAGAGCUUGAAGAGGAACAUGGCGUGAACUCUGCUGUUGCGAGAGUCGCCCGGACGCAGUACGCCACCCUGAGCAACAACUUUCGUGAUGCAAUGACAGAAUACAACGAUGCAGAGAUGAGCCAUAAGGAGAACUGCAAGCUUCACAUUCAGCGACAAAUGGAGAUUGUGGGAAGAGAUGUUUCAGGUGAGCAGAUUGAGGAGAUGCUGGAGAAUGGUCAGUGGAAUAUCUUCACCGAUAAUGUUAUCUCAGAGGGUAAGACGGCUCGUUCUGCACUCAACCAGAUUGAAAGUAGACAUCGGGACCUGCUGGAGUUAGAAGGUCGACUCCAGAGUCUACAUGAAGUCUUUCUGGAUGUGGCUAUGCUUGUGGAAGAACAAGGACCCAUGACAGACUAUAUAUUAAACAAUGUUCAGAAAACUGAUGCUAUGAUUGGUGAAGUCCUUAUGAAACUGGGACAAGCCAAGAGACACGACAAUAACAACCCAUUCAAGAGAAUGUUCUGUGGAUGCUUUCCAUGUGCAAAAAACUGAGACUGCUAAUCAGCCACUAUAUGGAAAUGUGCCUUUGAGGUGCUGCUGUAUCUGCUGGAUAUUCUUUUUUUAUUUAUGUAAAAGAAAAGGACUACAGUCCUCCAAGACUUACUUUUUAACCAACCAUCCAGAUUGAAGAGAUUAUAAAUUCUUCAAUGCUGCUCAACCGUAACAGAGAACAGAAAUACACAAAAAUGGGAAACAUUCUUUACACGUAGCCUUAAAAUAAUAACUUGGAAUAACCGGUUACACUUUACAAUAAGCUUGUAUUUGUUAACAUUAGUUAAUUAACAUGUUGAAGUUAGCUAAUGCUAAUACUUUUUUAUAUUUAAUACAAAUAUUCAAUUGAAAAACUUAAAUUUUCCACAAGAAAAAUCUACCUUUAUUCUUUAAAUAACAACAUUUCUAUUUCUGUCAAUAUUCUGACCUGAAUGCACUUUUCUUGAAUAAGCCUUCUCUGGGGAUAUGAAGAAUUUGCCACAUUUUGCCAUAUUUGCAAUGCAAAGUUGACUUGCUACUUGACAUGUUUUUUUAAUCCAAAACCAUACUCAAUGUGAAUAUCUUAGCUCUUUUAAUUAAAUAAAAUCAGAUAAUUAAAUGAUCUAUCUAUUAUAUCUCUUAGGUCUAUUAUCUAUUAGUGGAUUAUCACAAAUGUUUGGUUUAUCACUACACUCCAAAUGAAAAUCCGUAAAAAAACAGACAAAGUACUGUGUAAAUAUGAAGGAAUUUUCCGUAUUUAUGUUUUACAGGCGUUUAUCCGUUUUUUUUAAAAAACAUGUUGCAUUAUGGGUGCAACAACUCCUGCUGCAAUCUUUCACUUUUGCCUCUCUAUCACCAUCUCUGUUUGAAACCUAAAAUUACAGCUUGCUUGCAGAGUUCUUUUCUAACAUGGAUGAUGUUUAACUUCUAAACAAAUGCUGUCAGAACAAGAUACAAGUGUUCAACUAUUCCAGCAUCCACACGUGUGAUUUAGUAGACAAAUCUUCUUUCUGACGUGACGUGUAAGUCAAAUAUAUAUUUAC